Molecule: messenger RNA, 2534 nt
Organism: Ailuropoda melanoleuca (giant panda)
Lineage: Eukaryota; Metazoa; Chordata; Mammalia; Carnivora; Ursidae
Product: ubiquitin-40S ribosomal protein S27a-like
Exons: 1
Coding region: 1276-1839 (187 amino acids)
Biological process (GO): translation
Cellular component (GO): ribosome
Molecular function (GO): protein binding; structural constituent of ribosome
Source: RefSeq, a predicted model, not a curated record
CCGCUGUGCCACCCAGGCGCCCCGAGGACUGUGAAUCUUAUCCACAGGGAAUAUGGAACUUUGAAAGGUUUUAAACAGCAGAAAGACUAGUCCAGAUUUUCAGUUUAGAAAGCUCACCCUGACUGCAGAUGGAAGGAGGUAAGACUCAAAAGUAGGGAAACCAGUGGAGAAUCUGUUGAAAGAUGUAGGUGCGAGAUGGUGAGAGCCUGGGUUAAAAAACAAAUAAAUAAAAUAAAACUUAAAGACCCCUGUUGAGCUCACAAUAUGUGCCAGACACAGUGCUAAUUGUUUUAUUCACUAACUUCAUUUUAUCUUUAUAAUGACCCUGAGGUGUAGAUACUAAUAUCUGUUUUAUAGAUGACAAAACUAAAAAUUAGAAAAAUAAAGUAGUUUAGCCAAUGUUCACAAAGCUGUUAAAUGGUAGAUUUGAACUGGAACUUUCUAUCCCUAAAGCUCUUGCUUUUAACAACUGUGCUAUGAUGGUUGAAAUCUAAGAUGAUGGCGUUGUGAAUGGAGAGAAGUGAGUGGAUGCGAGGAAUACAGUGGAGGUCGACUCGAUAAGAUCUGGUGAUCAAUUGAUGGGGUGGCGGUGUUGGGGGAGGGAAGUCUAGGAUCAUUCUAGUCUUUUGGCUCAGGCACCUGGGUAGAUAUUGGUACGACAGUGGUGAUAUUCACUAAAAUGAAGAACACAGGAACAAGUCUGGAUGAGGUUUGCAGAUGAUUAAAUCUUUUCUGGACAGAGUGAGUUUGAGGUACCUGGGAAACAUUUGAGUGGAGGUGUCCAGGAAGUAGCUGGGAGUCAGAGACUAGAGAUUAGGACAGAGUCUAUGCUAGAGAGGUAAAUUUGCACACCAGCCUCUAACAGAUGACACUUGAAGCCAUGGUAAUAUAUGAGAUCAUCCAGACAGUGUGUAGAGUGCAGUUGGAAUCCUGGGGAACACUGUCCUUAAAGGUGUGCAAGGAAGAAGAAACUGAAGGAAAUGAGGAGUAGGCAGAGAAGUGAAAGCCAAGGAAUGAGAGCUUUACAAGAAGAAAAACAUAAGAACACUAGUCAGUUAGCAUUUGCUCAAAGAAGAUCAUUCAGAAGAAAGAAAAACUUCAUCUGAAAGAUGUUCAUCACAGCAUUGACUAUAACAGUAGAAGUCUGGAAACAACCCAAAUGCCCAACAAUGUGGAAUGCCUAUGUGAUGUGCCACAUUUACUCGUGCGCUAUUCUGCAGCUAUGAAAGAGACUAUUAAAAAGACUAUUGUAAUGGGGGAAGGUGCUCAUGUUAAAUGAAUAGAAGAAAGAACAAUAAAAAGCUUAAUGCAGGUUUUUCUUUCCAAUCUGCCGUGUGCAGUGGAACCGCCGCCAAGAUGCAGAUUCUUGUGACAGUGCUGAUGGGGAAGACCAUCACUGUCGAAGUUGAAUCCUCAGAUACUGUAGAAAGCGUAAAGGCCGAGAUCCAGGAUAAGGAAGGAAUUCCUCCUGAUCAGCAGACACUGAUCUUCGCUGGCGAGCAACUGGACGAUGGACGAGCUUUGUGUGACUACGGCGCUCACAAGGACGCCACUCUUCAUCUUGUGUUGAGACUUUGUGGUGGUGCUAAGAAGAGGAAGAAGUCUUCCAGCACUCCCAAGGAGGAUAAGCAGAAGAGAAAGAAGGCUAAGCUGGCCGUCCUGAAAUACAAGAAGGUGGACAAGAAUGACAGAAUCAGUCCCUGUCAUCGGGAAUGCCCUUCAGAUGAAUGCGGUGCUGGGGUUCCUAUGGCUAGCCACUUUGACAGGCAUUCUUGUGGUAAACGUUGUCUGCCCUAUUGUUUCAACAAACCGGAAGAGAAGUACUUGUAUAUGGGCUAGUAAAAGACACGAACUAACAACAACAACAGUAAGCUUGAUGCACACCUUGAUUUGAACUGGACCUUUCUGAAAGUCCAGUUUCUUGAGGUAGUGAUCUUAUCUUACUCCUCUCCAAACCCCAAGCCUAGGAUGAUGUCCAGCACAUAAUUGGUUCUCAGUAAAUGGUGGCUGAACAAAUGAAUUAUUUAAAAACUAUUUUUUUGUAUGUGGUCAAGGAUUGGGAGGCAGUAAGAGAAAUAUGAUUAACUGAUGUGUUAGGACAGUGGGAUUGUGGGUGAUUUUCUUUUAUAUUAUGUUUAUACAGUUAGUGGAUAUCAGAAGGGAAAAAUAUUCAGAUAUUUGGGAGCUAUUUGGUAUUUUUACAAAAUGAUUUUCUUUGCAGAGAUGAUUAUUUUAAUUUCAUAACUCUGUGAAAUAGGAUGGCUGGGCCCUUAAUGUUCUUCUGAAAGGAAAAUGGGAGUACAGAGAUAUUGAAUUCCCUUUUGUUGUUCCAGAGUCAGCUGGUAAUAAGAUUCACAUUAAAAGCUAUGGUUUUUUAGUUUAUAAUUCAUUGUUUCAUCAUCUCCACAGCUAGUUUACUCUCUCCAUUUUGGAAAUUAUGCAAGAAGAGAAUGCAGCGUCAGCAUGGAAAGUUCAGAUAUAUGUGUUAUUUUACAUAGAAUUGCUGCUUUUUGUGGUUGUCUAAAAGAUCUGCU